Malassezia restricta is the source of this 1047-nucleotide messenger RNA. Its product is annotated as glutamine amidotransferase. The transcript is spliced from 10 exons. NCBI's taxonomy places the organism in Eukaryota, Fungi, Basidiomycota, Malasseziomycetes, Malasseziales, Malasseziaceae. The coding region runs from base 1 to 1047 and encodes 348 amino acids. The record is from RefSeq and is a predicted model, not a curated record.
AUGUGUCGUCAGCUGGUAUUCAAGGGGUCGGAACCCAUUCUGUUGUCGCAUCUCCUGACCAGACCUGCGCACAGUAUCAUCAAUCAGGCGUUCGAUUCUCGUCUGCGAAUAGACCUGGCUCGACCAAUCAAUGGCGAUGGAUUCGGUGUUGGAUGGUAUGACUCUGUCGAUGAUCCUGAGCUCGGGCAGGCGCCGUGUAUUUUUACCAGCGUUACACCUGCAUGGAACAACGUAAAUCUUCAGCGUCUUGCUGAAAAGAUUAAGAGUCCACUUGUCUUUGGUCAUGUGAGAGCAUCGACAGCCGGUGCCCUUAGUGAAACAAACUGUCAUCCAUGGAGAUAUGGACGUCUUAUGUGGAUGCACAAUGGCCAGAUAUCCCAGUUUUCCAAAAUUAAGCGCAAGCUAUUGGCAGCUCUGCCGGAGCCUCUUUUCCUGAUGCCCAUGGGUCAAACGGAUUCAGAAUAUGCAUUUGCACUAUACCUAAGUCACCUUAAAGACCCAGAGACUUCAGAAAAAUUUUCGUAUCACGAACUAAAGGAGGCCAUGCUGCGAACGAUUCAGGAUAUCAACCAGUGGUCCAGAGAGGCUGGAAUUGAAGAACCGAGUCUGUUGAAUUUUUGCAUAACAGAUGGCGAGAGUGUGGUUUGCACGCGCUAUGUGUCGAGUAAAACCGACGAAGCUGCGAGUUUGUACUUCUCCACGGGUACUUCGUUUUAUGAGCACGCCAAAGGCGAGUACCGCAUGGUGAAGGCAGGACGGCAGCAGAACAUUGUAGUUAUUGCGAGUGAGCCGCUUACAUUUGAGCAGGCGGACUGGAUGGAGAUUCCCUCCAACACGAUUGUGUGCAUUACGCCCAGCAUCAAUGUGCUCACGUACCCUAUUAUGGAUGAGUACCAUAUCGACUCACCAGAGGAACACCCUCGCAAUCCUGACUUUGCCGUGCGCGCAGGUUUUCAUCCGUCUGUGCCACUCCACGAAACAGGCAUGACCACUGCCGCUGCAGCAGAAGUUGCGGUGGCUGCAUCGCCUAGAAUAGUAUGUCAAUAG